This is a messenger RNA of Drosophila rhopaloa, 1640 nucleotides long. It is a transcript of the gene Ids, whose product is annotated as iduronate 2-sulfatase. The record is from RefSeq and is a predicted model, not a curated record. Gene Ontology annotation, molecular function: iduronate-2-sulfatase activity. The transcript is spliced from 4 exons. NCBI's taxonomy places the organism in Eukaryota, Metazoa, Arthropoda, Insecta, Diptera, Drosophilidae. The coding region runs from base 7 to 1545 and encodes 512 amino acids.
GUGGACAUGACCAGUGCUCGUCUCCUGUUCUCUGUGCUGAUUCCAGUUCUGCUGGAGGCAGUUGCUCCUCCACGUAGACCCAAUGUGGUAAUGGUGAUCUUCGACGAUCUGCGUCCAGUGUUGGGUGCGUAUGGAGAUCCGCUGGCCAGCACCCCGUAUCUGGAUGACUUCGCCCGGGGAAGUCAUGUGUUCACAAGGACCUAUAGCCAGCAAUCUCUGUGUGCUCCCAGUCGGAAUUCCCUGCUCACUGGUCGACGUCCGGAUACCCUGCAUCUGUACGAUUUCUACAGCUACUGGCGCACCUUCACCGGAAACUUUACGACUCUGCCGCAGUACUUCAAGGAGCACGGCUAUUACACCUACAGCUGCGGGAAGGUGUUCCAUCCUGGCCUGUCCUCGAACAACACGGAUGACUAUCCCCUGAGUUGGUCAGCUCCAGCUUUUCGUCCCCGAACCGAGCAGUUCAUGAAUUCUCCUGUGUGCCCGGAUAAGGAGGGCAUUCUCCGGAAGAAUCUCAUUUGUCCAGUGGAGCUGCAAACGCAGCCGUACAAGACCCUUCCGGACAUUGAGUCCGUGGCGGAGGCUUUGCGCUUUGUGGAAUCCCGGAAGGGUCAGAAUCGGCAACCGUUCUUCCUCGCCAUGGGAUUCCACAAGCCCCACAUAAACUUUCGGUUUCCGCGGCAGUUUCUUUCAAGGUUUCACCUCUCCCAGUUCUUCAAUUACACGGAGGACAGGCUGAAACCACCGGAUAUGCCAGCGGUGGCCUGGAAUCCCUACACGGAUGUACGGGCCAGGGAUGACUUCAAGCACUCCAAUAUAUCCUUUCCCUAUGGACCGAUUUCCCGACACCAGGCUGCCCAAAUACGACAAGGAUAUUACGCCUCGGUGGCCUAUGUGGAUGAUCUGUUUGGCAAGUUGAUCGGAGGAUUGGAUCUGGAUGAUACGGUGGUGGUGGUGCUGGGGGAUCAUGGCUGGUCGUUGGGUGAACAUGCCGAAUGGGCCAAGUACAGCAACUUCGAGGUGGCCCUCAGGGUUCCGCUGAUCAUAAGGAGUCCGCAGUUUCCGCUCACCCAAACGAAGUACCAUCAUGGGAUCACCGAACUUCUCGAUGUCUUCCCCACUUUGGUGGAUCUGGUUGGACUGCCUAAGUUACCCACCUGUCAGGACUCCCAGGAGUUGACCUGUGGCGAGGGCAAGAGUCUGUACUACCAGCUAUUGGGUUUGGGCAGGGCGGAUGAGCAUGUGGCUCUCAGCCAGUAUCCUCGACCAGGAAUGUUGCCUACAAAACACCCGAACAGCGAUAAGCCCAAGUUGCGGAAUAUCAAAAUCAUGGGAUAUAGCCUUAGAACUGAUAUAUAUAGGUAUACCUUGUGGGUUAGAUUCCACGCCCAAAACUUUAGCAAAGACUGGAACGAUGUUUAUGGCGAGGAGCUGUACGACCACCGACUGGAUUCUGGGGAGGAGCUGAACCUGGUGCCCCUUCCCGAGUUCGAUGAUGUGCGCCAGCGACUGCGCCGGCGUUUGAUGGAGGUCGUGGGCAGCUAGUGAGGAUCGGAGAUCUCUCCCCCGCAAUCCCUCUGAUUUUGAAUAAAUUCAUAAGCAAUAAAGGCAGCGCGACAAACGAUCUCGAGACGGCGAAA